UGUAUGGCGCAGGUAUUUUGUGUUGUACCACGGCCCUCUGCUGUUUAACUCCACCGAGUGGUGGUAGAAGUGGUGUGACCCUGUGGUGAUGGUGCUGUGCGUAUGAUGCAGGUAUUUUGUGUUGUACCACAGGCCUCUGCUGUUUAACUCCACCGAGUGGUGGUGAAAGUGGUGACCCUGUGGUGAUGGUGCUGUGUGUAUGUUGCAGGUAUUUCGUGUCGUACCACGGCCCUCUGCUCUUCAACUCCACCGAGUGUCGGGAGCUCCGCACCGACAUGACCGACGUCCGCCUGGGAAUGUUUCGUGAGUCCGAUGUCUUUGAUCGCUGGCGGCGCCUCCAGGUGUGCGACUGGGCACAUAACCGCUCCGAGUCCGACCUGCUCAGGCUGCAGCUGUCGCGGUGCUGCAAUGCGCCGGGGCUGCUGGUGGCGUCUCAGCGGACUGUGGCGCUGGGGAGCCGCCUGCGCUAUGAGGGCGAGAGAAGCGGACGCUGCAGGGUCGGCCAGGAGCUGUUCAACAUGCUGCCUCCGGAGAUGCCGUACGGCCGGCAGCAGUUCCGCACGUGCUCUGUGGUGGGGAACGGCGGCAUCCUCACGGGCAGCGGCUGCGGGCACCACAUCGACAGCGCUGACUUCGUGUUCCGGUGCAACCUGCCGCCCCUGCAGGAGGAGUUCACUCAAGACGUGGGCUCCAGAACCGACCUGGUCACGAUCAACCCCAGCAUCAUCAGCGAUAGGUUUGAGCGCCUGGAGAGGAGGCGGCGGCCGUUUGCGGAGGCGCUGGAGGUGUACGGGAACGCGUCGCUCGUGCUGCCCGCGUUCUACGUGGGGCGCAACACCGAGCUCGCGCUGCGCGUAUGCGCUACACGGUGCGCCAUGGAGGACCUGGGCCUGCCGCGGCCCGUGCUCUUCUUCCACCCGGCGUACCUGGCGAGCUGUGGGCGCUUCUGGCGCGCCCGCGGGGUCCACGCGCGCCGCCUCUCCAGCGGCCUCAUGGUGGCGAGCGCGGCGCUGGAGCUGUGCCGCGAGGUGCACGCCUACGGCUUCUGGCCCUUCGGCGUGGGCUCGCGCGGCGACUCGCUGGCGCACCACUACUACGACGACGCCAAGCCGCGGCCCGGCUUCCACGCCAUGCCCAGCGAGACGGUGCACCUCAUGCACCUGCACGCCCGCGGCACGCUGCAUCUGCACACGGAGCCCUGCCCCGCCCGCUGAGACGCACGAGCGCUUGCGUACGCUCGCGCGCGUGCGUACGCUCGCGCGCUUGCGUACGCUCGCGCUCGCGAAGGCAAAACGCAA
Molecule: messenger RNA, 1298 nt
Organism: Petromyzon marinus (sea lamprey)
Lineage: Eukaryota; Metazoa; Chordata; Hyperoartia; Petromyzontiformes; Petromyzontidae
Source: RefSeq, a predicted model, not a curated record